Molecule: messenger RNA, 1796 nt
Organism: Jatropha curcas
Lineage: Eukaryota; Viridiplantae; Streptophyta; Magnoliopsida; Malpighiales; Euphorbiaceae
Product: protein PIN-LIKES 3
Biological process (GO): endoplasmic reticulum to cytosol auxin transport
Cellular component (GO): membrane
Source: RefSeq, a predicted model, not a curated record
GAAAAAAAAAAAAAAUUAUUGGCAUUAAGACAGAUACCGAGUGUAGUUGGAGAAAGAACGGCAGAUGGGAAGAAAAACACAGAAAUGAUUUUGCUCAUUUCAUUUUAUUCUUUCUUUUAUUUUACAAAUGUGUGGUUCAUAUUCUAUUUUUAAUUUCUAGCUGAUGAUCUUACUUGCAAGUCUCCAUCACCUAGCAUAGUACUCUUUAAGCAAACCCUCUUUUAAAAACUUUUAAGUAUGGUUCAUGACUACUGUACUCAUCUCCGUUGGCUUGCUAUUAUGGACAUUUCAAUCUGCUGGAAGCUUUAGUUGGCAUUUCAUUUUCUUUUUGUUUGGGAAUUUGAGAAGAGAAUUACACAUAUAUACAUAAUUGCAACUGAAACUGCAAUAUGGGAUUUCUGCAACUUUUGGUAGUGGCGUUAGUCCCAGUUCUAGAAGUUCUAGUGAUUACUGGAAUUGGAUUAUUGCUUGCAAUGGACCGUGUAAAUCUCCUUGGUUCCAACUCAAGACAUAGUUUGAAUAAUCUUGUAUUCUAUGUGUUCAGUCCUGCGCUGGUGAUUAGUCAACUUGGUGAAACUGUUACUUUAUCAAGUUUAGCUUCCUUGUGGUUUAUGCCGGUCAAUAUUCUGCUCACAUUUGUUAUUGGAUCUUUGCUUGCUUGGAUUCUUAUUAAGAUCACUCGAACUCCGCCACACCUUCAAGGCCUUGUAAUCGGUUGUUGCUCUGCCGGAAACUUGGGAAACUUACUUCUAAUUAUUGUUCCAGCAGUCUGUGAAGAGUCAAAUAGUCCAUUUGGAGAUUCAUCUGUCUGUUCUACUUAUGGAAAAGCUUAUGCUUCCCUUUCUAUGGCGGUGGGAGCUGUAUACAUAUGGACCUAUGUGUAUUUUAUUAUGCGAAUAUAUGCUGAAAAGAAUACAGAGACAAAUGAUGAAACUGAAGCACAAACAUUUCCUGAGAGUUGCACAGAAUCACUGCUUCAUUCUAAGGACCAUUCAGAUGAAGAUGAAGUUCCAAUAACUACAUCUGCAGGAAAAAUAUCAUUUAUGGAGAGAGCAUUUCAGCAAAUUAAGGAUUUUGCAGGAAAGAACAACUUGAAAAUGGUUUUUGCACCGUCUACAAUAGGAGCGAUUGUCGGGUUUACUAUUGGGAUAGUCUCGCCAAUCCGAAAGUUGAUGAUUGGGAGUGAUGCUCCUCUUCGAGUGAUUGAUAGUUCUGCAUCUUUGCUGGGGGAAGCAUUAAUUCCAGCAAUGACAUUGAUAGUAGGAGCAAACCUUCUUAAAGGUUUAAGAAGAUCAGGAGUUAGUGUAGGGGUGAUUAUUGGAAUUAUAGCAGUCAGGUAUAUUUUGAUGCCUCUGUCGGGUAUCGGUGUUGUUAAAUUAGCACACCAUUUUGGUAUGGUCGGAUCAGAUUCUUUAUAUCAGUUUGUUCUUCUUCUUCAAUAUGCACUUCCGCCCGCAAUGACUGUAGGCAUUAUCGCGCAACUGUUCGAGGCCGGAGAGAGUGAAUGUUCAGUGAUAAUGCUGUGGACUUAUGUUGUGGCUGCAUUUGCUCUUACCCUUUGGUCUACCUUCUACAUGUGGCUUCUUGGUUAAUUUUUUUGCAUUUGAUUGAGUCGUGUAUGAAUAAAUACAUUGAGCUAUUUACAUGGGCUGGGCCGAAGCUUGGGGCAACUGCCUCCCAAAACUAAAGAAAAGGAUAGAAAAUUACAGUUAUUCCCUUGAAAUAUAAAAAAAUUAUAUUUUUAUCCCCAAAAGUAUAAAAAGUUUCUUUCGGCUCAAAAUUGAUGAGUCCAGCAA